This is a messenger RNA of Heterobasidion irregulare TC 32-1, 2004 nucleotides long. RefSeq lists its product as uncharacterized. NCBI's taxonomy places the organism in Eukaryota, Fungi, Basidiomycota, Agaricomycetes, Russulales, Bondarzewiaceae. The record is from RefSeq and is a predicted model, not a curated record. The transcript has 6 exons. Bases 1 to 2004 code for a protein of 667 amino acids.
AUGGAGGGCCAAGGAGCAGAGGAGAAAGGAGGGCGGGGGAAAGAAAAGAGCAAGGAGGAGAAAAGAAAAAGGGAAGGAAGGUGUGCACGGACGCCCUCUGAAGAGGAAGUCGGAAGGGGAGGCGAGGGCGGGCACGGCAAGGGCUGGCAGCCAGAGGGCCAGGGAGAGAGAGAGAGACGGUGGACAGGGCGCUCGUUCGGUCGCAGAGCCAGGCUCGGCUCGCACCUGCCAUUCUCGUCCCCCUCUCUCCGUCCAACCCUCCUCGCUCCCCUUCCCAUCCCUCCCGUCCCCGAGCGCGACCCACCCCACGCCCCCUGCGCGCCGGCCACGGUGGACGAGCGGCGCGGGGCGCAGCCGUGGCCAGCGACGGCGGAUCUCAGGCAAAGGAUCUGCGACUGCGCGCGCGGGCCUAUCUCCGAUCCGCCCCCACCUGAUCUCGUGCUAUCCCGCAUCCGGCACUCCCCGAUCACGCCGCGCCCUCGGGCCCACUUCUCCAAUCGUUCCCUCGAUUCAAAUCGAUCCCGCGCCCUCUUCGAUCCCUCACCAGCCCUUCGCCAUCGGAACCCCACCCCGCCCCCCCUCCUUCCUCCGGCCUGCCACAGGACGCCUGUCACAGGCCGCCUGUCCAUCUCCGUGUCCUCGACCGACGAUGCCCAUCUGGCAGUCCCCUCCCACCCACCCGUCUCACAAGUCACCCCAGCCCCACCCCGUGCACCCUCGCGACACGUACACGUACACCCGCUACGUGUAUUACCCACUCUCCCCCGCGCACACCCACACCGCGCCCCGCUCCACGCCCUCGCGUCCGACGCGCCCGCACGCAGAAAUAGACACACUCCGACUAGCCACACACCUACACACUCUCUUCUCGGGAGAAGCGCGCGAGACGCCCACGCCACACACAAGGCGCGCCGCAAGGUCGUCGAAGCGCGCGCCCGUGGCCCCCGAGGCAAGCCUGUGCGCGCGCGCGUGACCCCAGCAGCCCCCAGAACGCGCGCCCGAACCGCCGCUUCCCUGCUUCUCCCCGCGUCUCCCUCUUUUGCGCGGCCCAACGCAGUCCCAACGCGGCACCCGCCGGCGGCGCACGUCCCCCCUCCCCUGCUGCGCUGCCGUCUGAGCCCGUGCGUUCUCUUCCCUGCCCCCUGCACCCUCGCCGUCACGCCCUCACGCGCGCGGUCCCCUCCCCGCACAUCCGCCCGCACAUCGCAAUCCGCACCCUCCCCACCCCCCGCCCCCGCCCCGCCUCCUCAGCCGCCUAAACCCUCGCCCGCGCCACACACACACACACAGACCUCGCGGCGUCGAGGACCCCGGCCUGGCCGCUUAUCUCCCCAGGACCGAGAGACCUCAAAAGGCUCGCAGCCAGACGCGGCAUGGCGUGGCGCGGUACUUACCAGGCGCAGUAUUCUGUGCACCGCGAUCGGGGAGAAUAGGAUAGGGUGCCGUGCGAUGCGAUACGAUGCGAUGCGAUGCGAUGCGGGCGCGAUAAAGCCCGCUGUGGUACGGGCUGGUGGUGCGGGGGCGGUUUCUGUGGACAGCAAGCCCGCGGCGUUGUUAGCAGUCGGCCGCGAUCAGGCGUCGAUUCGUCGGCCCAAUCUGUCCCAAUAUCAUCUACUGAUCUUUGAUCCUUCGGAUCCUGGCAUCCCGCCGUCCCCAUCGCCGCGCGCACGAGGCUUCUCUUCUCUUCUCUUCUCCCUUCUCUUCUCCCUUCUCUUCUCUCUUCUCUCCCCUUCCGUCUCCCCUUCUGAUUCUAUUUUCUCUGCGCCCUUCUCGCCUCUGCUCCCGAGGGCUGGCUGCCCCCGGCGAGUCUCUGCGCCUUGGGAGCGCUCGCGCACAGCGCCAAGGCGGGUGCGGGCGCGCAGCGCAGCGUUGAUGAGUGAACGGCGCGCGCACACACGUCCGAGGCGCACGAGUCGACGCGCGCGCACGCAUGCAUGCAUGCGCGCGCCGAGCUCCGCUCCGCUCAGCUCAGCUCAGCCCCCCGACUCGACUCGACUCGACUAG